AGACCGAAGGGAAGGCUCAGGUAGGAAAAGAACAGAGGAGAGAAGCCUGGUGCGAAGGAGGGGUCCUACAGGAUCAGGGGUCAGAGUUAGGGGGCUUCCCCUUUGCUGCACCCUCACCCUAGGGCCGCCAACUUCCUGCCGCGGCGGCGACUUUCAGUUUCAUUUCCACGGACCCUCCUGCCUGGGCCGCAGCCGCCGCCGCGAUGCCCAGUAAGUUCAGCUGCCGGCAGCUCCGGGAGACGGGCCAGUGCUUCGAGAAUUUCCUGGCCGUUCGAGGACUGGACAUGGAGACAGAUCGCGAGAGGCUGAGGACCAUUUAUAACCAGGACUUCAAAACCAGCUUUGGGACCCCCGCCCCUGGCUUCUCCUCCAUGCUGUAUGGAAUGAAGAUCGCAAGUCUGGCCUACGUCACCAAAACUCGGGUCAGAUUCUUCAGACUCGACCGCUGGGCCGACGUGUGGUUCCCAGAAAAGAGGAAAGUGAAGCUGGGGUCAGAUAUCAGCAAACACCACAAGUCACUGCUGGCUGAGAUCUUUUAUGACAGGGCUGAGUAUCUUCACGGGAAGCAUGGGGUGGACGUGGAAGUCCAGGGGCCCCAUGAAGCCCGCGAUGGGCAGCUCCUUAUCCGCCUGGAUUUGAACCGUAAGGAGGUGCUGACCCUGAAGCUUCGGAAUGGAGGAACCCAGCCUGUCACCCUCACCCACCUCUUCCCACUCUGCCGGACCCCCCAGUUUGCCUUCUACAAUGGAGACCAGGAGCUGCCCUGCCCCCUGGGCCCCGGUGAAUGCUAUGAGCUCCAUGUCCACUGUAAGACCAGCUUUGUGGGCUACUUCCCAGCCACGGUGCUCUGGGAGCUGCUGGGACCCGGGGAGCCAGGUUCAGAAGGAGCUGGCACUUUCUACAUUGCUCGCUUCUUGGCUGCCGUCGCCCACAGUCCCCUGGCAGCACAGCUGAAACCCACGACUCCCUUCAAGCGGACCCAGAUCACUAGAAACCCUGUAGUGACCAGCCGGAUAGAGGAAGGAGAGAGACCCGACCGUGCUAAGAGCUAUGACCUGGAGUUAAGUAUGGCACUGGGGACGUACUACCCACCCCCCCGCCUCCGGCAGCUGCUCCCCAUCCUUCUUCGGGGAACAAGUAUCUUCACUGCCCCAAAGGAGAUUGCUGAGAUCAAGGCCCAGCUGGAGACAACCCUGAAGUGGAGGAAUUACGAGGUUAAGCUGCGGCUGCUGCUGCACCUGGAGGAGCUGCAGAUGGAGCAUGAUAUCCGGCACUAUGAUCUGGAGUCGGUGCCCAUGACCUGGGACCCUGUAGACCAGAACCCCGGGCUGCUCACGCUGGAGGUUCCCGGGGUGGCUGAGAGCCGCCCCUCCGUGCUGCGGGGUGACCACCUGUUUGCCCUGUUGUCCUCCGAGACACAUCAUGAGGAUCCCGUCACCUACAAGGGCUUUGUGCACAAGGUGGAACUGGACCGUGUGAAGCUGAGCUUUUCCACGAGCCUCCUGAGCCGCUUUGUGGAUGGGCUGACCUUCAAGGUGAACUUCACCUUCAACCGCCAGCCCCUGCGAGUGCAGCACCGCGCCCUGGAGCUGACAGGGCGCUGGCUGCUGUGGCCCAUGCUCUUCCCUGUGGCCGCCCGAGGGGUCCCGCUGCUGCCCUCAGAUGUGAAGCUCAAGCUGUAUGACCGGAGUCUGGAGUCAAACCCCGAGCAGCUGCAGGCCAUGAAGCACAUUGUUAUGGGCACCACCCGUCCUGCCCCCUACAUCAUCUUUGGGCCUCCGGGCACUGGCAAGACUGUCACCUUAGUGGAAGCCAUCAAGCAGGUGGUGAAGCACUUGCCCAAAGCCCACAUCCUGGCCUGCGCACCGUCCAACUCAGGGGCGGACCUCCUCUGCCAGCGGCUCCGGGUCCACCUGCCCAGCUCCAUCUACCGCCUCCUGGCCCCCAGCAGGGACAUCCGCAUGGUGCCUGAGGACAUCAAGCCCUGCUGUAACUGGGAUGCAAAGAAGGGGGAUUACGUGUUUCCCUCCAAGAAGAAGCUGCAGGAAUAUCGUGUCUUAAUUACCACUCUCAUCACUGCCAGCAGGUUGGUCUCGGCCCAGUUUCCCAUUGAUCACUUCACACACAUCUUCAUCGAUGAGGCUGGCCACUCCAUGGAGCCAGAGAGCCUGGUGGCCAUAGCAGGGCUGAUGGAAGUCAAGGAAGCAGAUAAUCCAGGAGGGCAGCUGGUGCUGGCAGGAGACCCUCGGCAACUGGGGCCAGUGCUGCGUUGCCCACUGACCCAGAAGUAUGGGCUGGGGUACUCACUGCUGGAGCGGCUGCUCACCUACAAUGCCCUGUACAAGAAGGGUCCCGAGGGCUUUAACCCCCAGUUCAUAACCAAGCUGCUUCGCAACUACAGGUCUCACCCCACCAUCCUGGACAUUCCUAACCGGCUCUAUUAUGAAGGGGAGCUGCAGGCCUGUGCGGAUGUUGUGGACCGAGAGCGCUUCUGCCGUUGGGAGGGUCUCCCUCGACAGGGCUUUCCCAUCAUCUUUCACGGCGUGAUGGGCAAGGAUGAGCGUGAGGGCAACAGCCCAUCCUUCUUCAACCCCGAAGAGGCUGCCACUGUGACUUCCUACCUGAAGCAGCUCCUGGCCCCCUCCUCCAAGAAGGGCAAAGCCCGUCUGAGCCCCCGAAGCGUGGGCGUCAUCUCCCCAUACCGGAAGCAGGUGGAAAAAAUCCGUUACUGCAUCACCAAACUUGACAAGGAGCUUCGGGGACUGGAUGACAUCAAGGACUUGAAGGUGGGCUCCGUGGAAGAGUUCCAAGGCCAGGAGCGCAGCGUCAUCCUCAUCUCCACCGUGCGGAGCAGCCAGAGCUUUGUGCAGCUGGAUCUGGACUUUAACCUGGGUUUCCUUAAGAACCCCAAGAGGUUCAAUGUGGCUGUGACCCGGGCCAAGGCUCUGCUCAUCGUGGUGGGCAACCCACUCCUCCUGGGCCACGACCCCGACUGGAAAGCAUUCCUGGAGUUCUGUAAAGAAAACGGGGGGUACACUGGGUGCCCCUUCCCUGCCAAACUGGACCUGCAGCAGGGACAGAACUUACUCCAAGGUCUAAGCAAACUCAGCCCCUCUACCUCAGGGCCCCACUGUCACGACCACCUUCCCCAGGAGCGGGAGGGUGAAGGGGGCCUGUCCCUGCAAGUGGAGCCAGAGUGGAGGAAUGAGCUCUGAGGACACAGCAGAUGGCCUUCUCACACCACCCAAGCCUUAACCACACACCUGACCCCAACCCUGAACCAGACCCCAGCUUGAACCGGACCCCAGCUGAGCCUCCCCUCCCAAGGGACAGGAAGGCUGGUGAGGGAGUUUAUAUCCCCAGCCAUUCCACCCUCUCCCCUGCUGGGGAAGAAUGACACAUCAAGCUGCUAACAAUUGGGGGAAGGUGGAUAAAGAAAAACUGAAAAUA
Camelus dromedarius (Arabian camel) is the source of this 3450-nucleotide messenger RNA. RefSeq names its product Mov10 RNA helicase (gene MOV10). The transcript has 20 exons. Gene Ontology annotation, biological process: regulatory ncRNA-mediated post-transcriptional gene silencing. Gene Ontology annotation, molecular function: 5'-3' RNA helicase activity; RNA binding. The record is from RefSeq and is a predicted model, not a curated record. Lineage: Eukaryota; Metazoa; Chordata; Mammalia; Artiodactyla; Camelidae. The coding region runs from base 204 to 3215 and encodes 1003 amino acids. Gene Ontology annotation, cellular component: P granule; cytosol.